Oryza sativa Japonica Group (Japanese rice) is the source of this 1191-nucleotide messenger RNA. The record is from RefSeq and is a predicted model, not a curated record. Lineage: Eukaryota; Viridiplantae; Streptophyta; Magnoliopsida; Poales; Poaceae.
AUGGCGUUGGAGGUUGUGGCGGUUGGGUGGGCGAUCAGGACGAUCGGAUGGAUCGUGUCGCCCAUGACCACCAAGGCGGUGAACAAAGGCAUCGACCUGCUCAACUGCGACCAAGAAGCCCAGCUGCGCAACCUGGUGGCAUGUCUUGAGCCGCAGCUGCGUAGGCAGAUGGAACACAUGACAUCCAUGCCGUAUCUGGACAAGUGGGUGCAGAGCCUCAGAUCUGCCUUCUACGACGCAGAGGACAUCGUGGACAUCCACGAUUACCUUAACCUCGCCCUCCACAUGCAGCUUUGCGCGGCCUCGUGCCCCUCCGCCACCGUCGCGGCCUCCGCGUCGUCGCGCCCGUCGCUACCAGCCGCACCCUCCGUCACUGGACAAGAAGCUGCCGCUGUCACCAGUCAUCGUCCGGCUCCACCGUCCCCCAGCAAACGCCGACAUCCUCCCACCGGCGCCGGGCACCGCCGGAUGCCUCCCCGCCAAAUCCGGCACGGAUCUGGCAGCCUCGUCCUCCGCCGCCAGCGCCUCCAAACUCCGCCGCCACCCCCGCCAAACGUCGCCACCCGAACGCAGUACCCCACCGCCGGCAACCGCCCCGCCAGGUCCGGCCGGUCGGCACGGAUCUGGGCGGUUUCCUCCUCCCGACGCCGGCAGUACCCCCUGCCCUUGUGCGGUGAGACGGAGCGAAGCCCCGUCGCAGCUGUCGCUCGCCCGCUGCUGCCGACCCUUCGCCGCGAGCUCCGCCUCCACCGCCGCAAGCUCGCCCGCCCGAUCUGGUCGCCGGGUGGCCAGAUCUGCAGGCGCGGCCUCGUGCCCCUCCGCUACCGUCGCGGCCUCCUCGUCGUCGCGCCCGUCGCCGCUAGCCGCACCCUCUGUCAUCGGACAAGAAGCUGCCCCCGUCGCCAAUCGUCGUCCGGCUCCACCGUCCCCCAGCAGACGCCGACAUCCUCCCGCCAGCGUCGGGCGCCGCCGGAUGCCUCCCCGCCAGAUCCGCCAGAUCCGGCACGGAUCUGGCAGCCUCGUCCUCCACCACCAGCGCCUCCAAACUCCGCCGCCACCCCCGCCAAAUGCUACCGCCCGAACGAAGUACCCCGCCACCAGCAACCGCCGCGCCAGGUCCAGCCGGUCGGCACGGAUCUGGGCGGUUUCCGCCUCCCGAUGCCGGCAGUCCCCCCUGCCCUUGUGCGGUGA